UAACAACGAAUAACGUCGUGCGUGUGUUUGGACUUGAAGUCGUAUGAAGAGGCCCAAACCUGUUCCAGCAUAACAGUGUUCCUAUGCACAAAGCAAGCUUCAGGAAACCUGUGGAUAUUUUAAUAAAGUGACCUGGACCUACUUACUGCUGCUGGGUCUUGUUUGAGUAGAAUUUAAAAGAGCUUGUUUGGUAUUUCCCAGUUCGUUCUUGAGCUAUGUCCAUGGUGGCUCUUGUGCAGCUGGCCUCGCGCUGCGGGUCGCACAUGUGCCACAGGAUGGUCCUAAACAGAGUCCACCUUAUUCAGGACAAGCUGGUGCGGUCACUGCACAGCCCGUCAAGCACCCAGUUCAGCAAUUCACGCUUCGACCCGGACAGCAGCGGACGCCCCACAACCUGGGACUCGUUCGGCAUUUGGGACAAUCGCAUCGACGAGCCGAUUCUCCUGCCAUCCAGCAUCCGCUACGGCAAACCCAUCCCCAAAGUCAGCUUGUCCAACGUGGGCUACGCCUCGCAGAUCGGCCAGCGCAAAGAAAACGAGGACCGCUAUCAGGUGUCACAGAUGACCAGUGACAUACUUUACUUCGCUGUGUUCGAUGGCCAUGGCGGUGCUCAGGCCGCUGACUUUUGCCACAAGUACAUGGAGCAGCACAUCAAAGAGCUCGUGGCAACAGAGGGCAACCUAGAGGUCGUCCUGACAAACGCGUUCCUAAACGUGGACAGAGAAUUAGAGAAGCACCUUCAGUGUGGUGCAGACGCCUCGGUGCUAAGCUCAGGCACCACGGCCACGGUGGCACUGCUGAGAGACGGCAUCGAACUGGUGGUGGCCAGCGUGGGUGACAGUCGGGCCAUGCUCUGCCGGAAAGGCAAAGCUCUAAAACUGACCCUGGACCACACACCUGAGAGGAAGGAUGAGAAAGAGAGGAUUCGUAAGAGUGGAGGUUUCGUGACGUGGAACAGUCUGGGCCAACCUCACGUAAACGGGCGACUGGCCAUGACGCGGAGCAUCGGAGAUUUCGACUUGAAAAACGCAGGCGUCACCAGCGAACCAGAGACCAAGCGGGUUUCGUUACAUCACGUACACGACGCCUUCCUGGCACUCACCACAGACGGCAUCAACUUCAUCAUGAACAGCCAGGAGAUCUGUGACGUCAUCAACCAGUGCAACGACCCCAAAGAGGCAGCGCAGCGUCUCUCUGAACAGGCCUUACAGUACGGUGCAGAGGACAACAGCACGGUCAUUGUGGUGCCAUUCGGUGCAUGGGGCAAACAGAAAAGCUCGGACGUGAGCUUCUCCUUCAGCCGCAGCUUUGUGUCCAGUGGCCGUUGGGCCUGAGUGAGUGAGGGACGGAAAGUGAGCGGAGGAGGAGAUUGGGGAUAAGGGGGAAUGGUUUUGAACAAAUCAGUGGACCAGGUGGGAGGAAGAUCCCAGAGUGCAAUAAAACCAGGGUGUUUUGGGAACAGGAAACAUUAAACUUGACUCAAACUGCUUAGAGACAGUAAAGCGUUUUGUGUGAACAGUACUGUAUUAGGAAUAUUCCAGUGUACAUCCCAUCUGCUUUCCUGAAGAAGUGUCCAGUAUGUGCACACCAAUCAGUAUUUCUAAAACUGAACCAAGAUCAGUGACGUGGCCUGUCGGUUGCCGUACGUACGGUUUUUCUAGUUUUACCUCGGAAUUUUUUCAAGUGUGUAUAUUUUAUAACUGUGAAUAGACCUUUGUUUGUUUGUUUUAAUUUGCAAGCACAUUUGAUGGGUCAAAUAAUACACUCACACUUGAUAUAGCACUUGAUCGUAGUAGUCACUAUGAUCCUCUGUAUCAGCUACUUCCAUGGUUUAAAGUGCUACUUGGUCAUUUCAAACCAUUUAAUCGUCUGAAGGUAUUGGUUUCGCUAGUGACUUAAUUAUCUCCUUCCCCAUGCCUUACUAAGACAUGACGAUGCAUGGUUUUAUAUAAAGUAGCGUUGGUCUGUACAAACCUGUAUUAUUUGAUCUCAGCAUUCCUUCAAUAACGAGAGCCCAGCUAUACACUGAUACGGUUUUAGUAACCAGCUCCUACCUAGAUGCUUCUGUAUGUCCAUCACAGCCAUCAAAUUCACAUAGACUGUCCUUUUAUUCACACUGAACAUUUAUUAAAGGUAUUGCUGGGUGAUGGUGCACUUAUCCAGGGGCAGCUGUUUAACGUACGCUUGUCCGUUACUCACAGCCCGAAGCGUUUGACAUUAACCAGCAGAACAGUGUAAUUGAGAACACUGUGGGUAAUUCCCAAAUAAAUCCCAAUAUUCCACAGGGAUUCGGACAUUUUAGUACAUGCAUGUGUUCUAGUGGGCGUGGUUUCGUGGACACUCCUGAAGGAAAUCGCUCAGCUGCUCGUUUUCACAUUAAACUUAAGUUAAUCUGGGCCACUGCACAGCAUCCUACUCAUCUAGUGCCUUUUUUUUUGUUUCAGUAAUUAACACUCCUCAUGGAAGCACAUGAGUUCAGAACACUAUUAAAGUCUCCUUAAAAUACAAACUUGUGGCUUUCUUACAAACACUUUUGUAAGAGAGCAGUCCUCAUAAGUGCAUUUGGUACAGGUUUGUUUUGUUUUUUACUGUAUGUUUUGUAUAUAAUCAUAUUUAUAUAUUUUGAUGUUCCAGAAAUCUAUAUAUACACAUAUAUAUAUAUAUACGUU
Molecule: messenger RNA, 2669 nt
Organism: Hemibagrus wyckioides
Lineage: Eukaryota; Metazoa; Chordata; Actinopteri; Siluriformes; Bagridae
Gene: ppm1kb
Product: protein phosphatase, Mg2+/Mn2+ dependent 1Kb
Exons: 8
Coding region: 216-1334 (372 amino acids)
Biological process (GO): protein dephosphorylation
Molecular function (GO): protein serine/threonine phosphatase activity; cation binding
Source: RefSeq, a predicted model, not a curated record